This is a messenger RNA of Contarinia nasturtii (swede midge), 1120 nucleotides long. It is a transcript of the gene TfIIEbeta, whose product is annotated as general transcription factor IIE subunit 2. The record is from RefSeq and is a predicted model, not a curated record. Lineage: Eukaryota; Metazoa; Arthropoda; Insecta; Diptera; Cecidomyiidae. Gene Ontology annotation, biological process: transcription initiation at RNA polymerase II promoter. The transcript is spliced from 6 exons. The coding region runs from base 155 to 1033 and encodes 292 amino acids. Gene Ontology annotation, cellular component: transcription factor TFIIE complex.
AUUAGUUUGUUGACGUCUCGCCAUAUGAACGUUUUAUAAGAAAACAAAAGUUGCAUUUUGCAAAUCAUCCGUUCGUUCUGAUUGAAACAAGUGAAGAAUUUUUGCUUUAAAUUUCUCGAUUUAGUAUUUACAAGGGAUACACAACCGCGACACAAUGGAUCCAGCACUUUUAAGAGAGCGAGAACUCUUUAAAAGGCGGGCUAUGGCCACUCCAACAGUGGAGAAAAAGAGCCGACCCGAAGCAUCAAUAAAAGAUGUGCCGAAACCAAAGAUCCGGCCAUCUAGUGCCGCACCAAAAUUAGACGCAACAAAUUACAAAACCAUGGCUGGAAGUUCACAAUAUCGUUUUGGUGUAUUGGCCAAAAUCGUCAGACAUAUGCGAUUACGACAUUUGGAUGGUGACGAUCAUCCGCUAACACUAGAUGACAUUUUGGACGAAACUAAUCAACUAGACGUCGGUUCGUCGGUGAAAACUUGGUUGCAAGCCGAAGCACUUCAAGACAAUCCGAAAAUCGAAGUGUCCGAUGAUAAAAUGCGUUUUUCAUUCAAACCGGUGUUCAAGUUAAAAGAUAGCAAAAGUUUACUGAAAUUAUUGAAGCAAUACGACUUGAAAGGUUUAGGCGGCAUUAUGCUUGAGGAUAUUCAGGAAUCUCUGCCACAUUGUGAAAAAGUUCUCAAAAAAUGCGAAGAAAAAAUUAUGUACAUUACACGACCAACGGACAAAAAGAAGAUUUUAUUCUAUAACGAUCAAUUGGACAAGAUUCGCGUUGAUGAAGAAUUCAAAAAAUUAUGGCGAUCAAUUCCAGUCGAUUCAAUGGACGAUGCCAAAAUUGAAGAAUAUCUUGAGAAACAAGGGAUUAGAUCGAUGCAAGAUCAUGGUCCAAAGAAACCAUUGGUGCCAAAGAGAAAGAAAACAACACAGAAAAAACGACAAUUCAAAAAACCACGAGACAACGAGCAUUUGGCUGAUGUGCUCGUCUCUUAUGAAGACAACACUAUCACUCAAGAAGGAGCUAAAAUUAAUCCAUCGUAAAUUAUACAUAUGAAUAUGAAAAAAACAAUAUAUUUAGUAAAAAAAAUGAAUAAACAGAAAGAUAUUUGAAAUUUUUUUAAAAAUUCA